Zymoseptoria tritici IPO323 is the source of this 1713-nucleotide messenger RNA. RefSeq lists its product as uncharacterized. The record is from RefSeq and is a predicted model, not a curated record. Bases 1 to 1713 code for a protein of 570 amino acids. Lineage: Eukaryota; Fungi; Ascomycota; Dothideomycetes; Mycosphaerellales; Mycosphaerellaceae. The transcript has 2 exons.
AUGCCAAGUCUCCUCGACCUUCCGGACGAGCUUUUGUCCGUCAUCCUCUCUCACCCGCCCCCACCCGAUUCGACACUACCAUCAUGCUUGCUCCCCAGAAGCUUCUCCGACCACGAGUUGCUUGUCGCAUCGUUUUCGUUCUAUCAAAGCCUGGCACAGACCUGCAAGCGCAUGCUCUUCGUCGCGCAGCCACUCCUCUACCAAUCCCUCGCCCUCAACAGCCUCCGCAUCGACGAAUGGGACGACCGCUCCAUGGACCACUAUCCGGACACGCAUCUACUUGCCCGUACCAUGUGCGAAUCACCGCACUUGCGGACUUUGGUGCGCAAAAUCAACAUUCCCAAGUGCGCAGCACUGGAGACGGGCCGAUACUUUGAGGACACUCCCAUCGAAGAUGGAUUCCGCCAGGUGCUUCGCCCGAUUCUGAGCGGAUAUGGAGACUUCUUUGACCUGCUCAUGUACGGUCUGGAUCAGCGUUGUGGCGCAGCAGACGCUGUCGUUGUCAUGCUCUUGUCGCCAAAUUUGGAAAAGGUGACUCUGAAUUGGAGUGGAACCAGGCAGUGUUACCACAAUGCUCGCUUGGGAAGUGAUUGUCAGAUGGCGAUCGUGGGCGAGGCCUUGCGCAUACUCUCUACGACUCAAGUUCCUGGCCAAAUCGCGCCGAGGCCGCUCCUGACCCUCAAACACAUGAGUGUUGAUGGCUGGCAGGAGAAUCGACACUCCCGCCACCUUGCAGAUCAUGCCUCGCCGGACAUUCUCACCAACAUCAUGCAACUUCCUGGUCUACGAUCAGUCGAAGCGAGGUAUCUCGAGCCCAAGAACUUUUAUCCCGAUAUCAUGCAGACCCUCGAACCUGGUUCGAGCGACGUCAGAUCACUCAAGCUAUCGAACAUGUCGCUUGCAGCCCCCUGGCUCAAGAACAUUGUGAGGAGCUGCCGCGGACUCGAGAUCUUCUCGUACGAGGCGCAGAAAUACGAUUGCACGAUCGACUUGGAUGCAGUGCGAGACGCCCUCGUUGGUCAGGAGAACACACUACGAACGCUCUGCGUCACAAAUUUUACUGGUGGGCAGCAAAAGUGGACGACACGGUCUUCACUUGGGUCCCUGACCAGCUUCGUGUAUCUGACACGAUUGGAAGUGGAAGAGAGUGUCCUCGUGGGGCAGCAUGGAGACAUGCGAGCUUGGAGCGUCGUGGACAUGUUGCCGCCGACGAUCAAGACUUUGGUUCUCCACACCUCCAGGGCCGCCAGCCGUCUGACAGCGAUCGUCACGAACCUCGCUCCACUGCAGAGUAAUGCACUCGAUCGUCUCAUCAUCUCGUGUCCACUGUACCGUGUCGAGUACGGGCAAUCCAACGACCUCAACAAUUCGGUACUUUGGUCGGAUCACAUGACAGUCACUUUCUCCGGACUCCAAGAUGUCGGCUGCGCAGAUCUUACAGACUUAGCGGACGGACUCGCAGGAGGCAGGCUGAAGGCUCUGAUUAGAGAGCAGAUGUUGAAGACCUGGGAUCGUGAGGUGGCUCUCGGCGAGGCCCUUCUAAGUGUGUACGAUGGGAAGACUGCGCCCGGAAGAGAAGUCGUCGAACCGGAAGCGGAGGUUGACUUUGGCGAUGCGCUCUCGAGCUUGUUCGAACUUGUCGAGACAGGUCCUGAAGCCUAUCUUAAUGGGUCACUUGCGGACCUCGAACACGGAAAGAAUGCGGACGAGUAA